GGGGUGAUCCGAUCCCCUUCGACACUGACAUGGACGAGUGGGAAGCCGCUCAGAUGUACCUGCUCGGCGCUCAGCCACCUCUCGCUCGGGCAGGGUUCGUGCGAUAUUCAUGGUUCGAGGACCAUUUUUGGAUCCAGGCACCUACUACCCAGGAGGAUGAGGAGCAGUACGCCCGGGGCUUUAUCAUGUUCUUGCUGGGGACCACUCUGUUUGCCGACCGGGCUAACACCAUGGCCCUCUACUUGCUGAGCGCACUAGUGGAUAUGACACAGAUCCACCGCUAUGACUGGGGUGGCGCAGGCUUGGCUACUCUCUAUGGCUACAUGAGUUCAUCCUUCCGCCUCAGCGGACAGUUGCUCGGAGGCUACUGGCGAGCUUGGGAGUUGUGGGUGUAUGCCUACUUUCCAAGGCUUGCCCCAGUGCCAGACGAGGAGAUUCCCCUUGGUGUGCCGUUCUCUCAUCGCUUCGACGUGAGGUGCGAGCGGAGACCACGGGAGUCCCUCAUUUUCUUCCGUCACCACUUCGAUACCAUCACCGCAGCCGAGAUCACCUGGCAGCUAUGGGCCUCAUUGCCCAUCGCAGUACGGGAGCGGUAUGAGGGCGCUCAGGAGACCACCCAGUUCAGAAUUUUGCUAGAGGGCCCGGUCUGUCGGGCCUGGUACCUGGGUGAGCGCUUCUUGCGACAGACCUUAGGCGUGCCAGAGCAGACAGUUCCGCAGUUGCCUCCUACGACCAUGAGGCGGACAGAGAUAUUCACUCCACAGGAGAUGGUCGUUUAUACGAUCGGUUGGGACUCGGAGGGCUUUAGAGGCGAGGGCGACUAUGCAGAGUACAUCAAGACCUAUAUCAUACGGCCUCUGGGUAGUGCUCGCCGAGCUGAGAGGGAGAGGCCUGCGGCGCCAGCGGUUGGAGCAGGAGCAGGAGCACCGAGGAUGGCUCGGGCCCGUGGUAGGAGUGGGCCCCGGAGAAGGCAGAGAGUUGGGUGGCUAGCACUGCCUACGAUGAUGACAUGCAAAGGGCAGGGUGGGAAGACUUAUCAGAUCCCCAUCGCUCCCCCUCCGGCUGAUCAUGAGUUAGUCGGGUUCUACGACUUGCCCCCGGCUUCCUUCGAGUAUACUCGCCAGUCCCUGGAGUUGACUGCCUCCGUGAUGGGGAUGCUACAGCGGAGCCUCGACCUGCUGGUUAUCUACAGUAUCCCGCCCCCAUUCCAGAUUUCGGCUGCAGGGGGGACUCUAGCAGGACCAUCUGUAUCUGCCCGAGGAGGAGGGAGAGCAGGGCGAGGGACCACAGUACACCCCUGCACCAAGGCGGGGCGCACUCACGUUGGGAGCAGUUCACGGGCACUGAUUCCGGACGACGAUGAGUCCGAGAUAGAGGCAGAGGCAGAGGCAGAGUCAGAGUCAUCGGAGGAUGAGACUGGAGAUGAUUCGGGCUCGAGCUCAGAUGGUGGAGUCGGCGACGAUACUCCUGGACCUUCGUCCAGGAAGAGGACGAGGACAGACUCUCAUGCCUGAGACCAUUUUGUCAUUAAUCUAGACUUUUUGCUGCUUUUCUUCUUUUUCCUUGUCUUGUUCAGACUUUUUUGUUGCUUUUCCCUUCUUUUUGCUUUUCUUUUUGCUGGUAGAUUGAGCGCAUUGUACUGCCGUAGGCAGGUUUUGUUUUCUUCAAAACUUUGUACUUGAAAGGAUGAUGGAAUGAAACAAGCUUUUUC
This is a messenger RNA of Camellia sinensis, 1711 nucleotides long. Lineage: Eukaryota; Viridiplantae; Streptophyta; Magnoliopsida; Ericales; Theaceae. The record is from RefSeq and is a predicted model, not a curated record.